Molecule: messenger RNA, 3457 nt
Organism: Camarhynchus parvulus
Lineage: Eukaryota; Metazoa; Chordata; Aves; Passeriformes; Thraupidae
Gene: CLPTM1
Product: CLPTM1 regulator of GABA type A receptor forward trafficking
Cellular component (GO): membrane; endomembrane system
Source: RefSeq, a predicted model, not a curated record
AUGGCGGCGCCGGGGACGGAGGCGGCGGCGGGGCCGGGCCCGGGCCCGGGGCAGGUCCGGGAGCGAGCGGGGCCCGCGGGGCCCGGGGGCGGCACCGGGAACGGGCACGGGCGCGGGGGGACAGCGGGAAACCGGCCCCGUGAGGGGAGAGGGGGAACGGGGAACGGGAGCGGCACCGGGAACAGGAGCGGAGACCGGGAACUGCAACCGAGGACAGGGAACGGGAGCGGCGACCGGGAACCGCGACUGGAGACAGGGAAUGGGAGCGGCACCGGAGAGUGGGAAAGGGACAGAGACAGGGACGGGGAUCGGGACCGGGCACCGGGAACCGGGACCGGGCACCGGGAACCGGGACCGGGAGCGGGGACCGGGACAAGGAGCGGGGACCGGGACAGGGGAGGGGACAGAGGCACGCACGGGCACCGGGAAUGGGGCAAGGUCCGCGGUCAAAGUCGGGGACCGGGAGCGGGGGAGGGACCGAGACCGAGAACGGGACCGAGAGCGGAACCGGGACCGAGAACGGGACCGGGAUCAAGGACAGAGAAACGGAACUGGCUCCGGGAACGGCUCCGGGACCGGGACAGGACCGGACGGGCCGGGGCCGUGAAACGGAACCGGGAGUGGGAUCGGGGCGGUACCGGGCCGGUGUUGGGAUGGAAUCGGGACGGGGCCGGUACCGGGCCGGUGUCGGUGACCGGGAAUGGAUCGGAACACGGCCGGUACCGGGCCGGUGUCACUGCCCAAGCUGGGAUCGGUCCGGAACCGGUGUCCAGCAGUAACGGCGCUGCCGGUACCGGUGUCCAGCAGUUUCCAGCAGUAAUGGCGCUGCCAGUACCGGUACCGGUACCGGGUUGGGAUCAGUACUGGGGCGGUACGUGCAGUGACGUAGUUGCCAAGACGGGAGACAACAUAGACCUUUGCGCCACAGUAACGGUGCUGCCGGUACCGUUUCCAGCAGUAACGGUGCUGCCGGUACCGGUACCGGGGGUGUUACGAGACCGGUUCGUUCUGCAGGUUCCAGCAGUAACGGCGCUGCCGGUGUCCGGCAGUAACGGUGCUGCCGGUACCGGUUUCCAGCAGUUUCCAGCAGUAACGGCGCUGCCGGUACCGGUACCAGUACCGGGUUGGGAUCAGUACUGGGGCGGUACCGGUGUCAGUGACCAGUUCUGGUUCCGGUUUCAGGUUUCCAGCAGUAAUGGCGCUGCCGGGCCGGUGUCCAGCAGUAACGGCGCUGCCGGUACCGGGGUGGGGUUGGGAUCAGUACCGAUACGGUUUCCAGCAGUAACAGUGCUGCAGCACCGGUACCGGGAUGGGGUUGGGAUCAGUACAGGUACUGGUACCGGUGUCAAUGACCGGUAUUGGUUCCGUUCCCGCAGGUGUCCGGCAGUAACGGUGCUGCCGGUGUCCAGUAUAUUGCGCUGCCGGUCGGUUAGCCGGCAGGGGCAGCAGCAGCCGCAGCAGCCGCAGCCGGCACCGAACGCCUGGCAGGUGGUGAAAGGCGUCCUGUUCAGGAUUUUCAUCAUCUGGGCCAUCUCCAGCUGGUUCCGCAGAGCGCCGGCGGCGCCGGAGAGCAACGGGAGCGGCGGCAGCGGCCGCAGCCCCAGCAGGAACCUGUUCCCCAAGGACACCCUCAUGGAUCUCUACGUUUACAUCUCGGAGCACGAGCACUUUACGGAUUUCAACGUCAGCUCCGCCCUUUUCUGGGAAAAACGGGAUUUGGUCUACGGGGACUGGACCAGCGGCGAGAACUCGGACGGCUGCUACGAGCACUCCGGGGAGGUGGACAUCUCCCAGAGCGUGCAGAGGAACGGCUCCAUCUACGUGCACGUCUACUUCACCAAGAGCGGCUUCCACCCCGACCCGCGGCAGAAAAGCCUCUACCGGCGCCUGGCCACCGUGCACACCUCCAGGAUGAUCAACAAAUACAAACGGAGGCGAUUCCAGAAAACCAAAAAUCUCCUGACGGGAGAGACCGAGGCCGACCCCGAGAUGAUCAAGAGAGCCGAGGAUUUCGGGCCGGUCGAGGUCAUUUCCCACUGGCACCCCAACCUGACCAUCAACAUGGUGGAUGACCACACGCCCUGGGUCAAGGGCAGCGUGCCCCCGCCCCUGGACCAGUACGUGAAGUUCGACGCGCUGAGCGGGGAUUACUUCCCCAUCCUGUACUUCAACGAUUACUGGAACCUGCAGCGCGAUUACUUCCCCAUCAACGAGAGCGUGCGGCGCCUGCCCUUCCGUCUGUCCUUCUGCCCGCUGUCGCUGUGGCGCUGGCAGCUCUACGCGCGCAGAAGCUCGCGCAGCCCCUGGAACUUCCUGGGCGAGGAGCUCUACGAGCAGAGCGACGAGGAGCAGGACUCCGUCAAGGUGGCUCUGCUGGAGACCAACCCGUACCUGCUGGCCCUGACCAUCGUGGUCUCCAUCGUGCACAGCGUCUUCGAGUUCCUGGCCUUCAAAAACGACAUCCAGUUCUGGAACAGCCGGCAGUCGCUGGAGGGGCUCUCGGUGCGCUCCGUGUUCUUCGGCGUGUUCCAGUCGCUCGUGGUGCUGCUCUACAUCCUGGACAACGAGACCAACGUGGUGGUGCAGCUCAGCGUGCUCGUGGGGCUGCUCAUCGACCUCUGGAAGAUCACCAAGGUCAUGGACGUCAGGCUGGACCGGGAGCAGCGCCUGGCCGGGCUCCUGCCCCGGCCGCGCUUCACCGACAAAUCCACCUACGUGGAGAGCUCCACCAAGGUCUACGAUGAUAUGGCGUUCCGGUACCUGUCGUGGAUCCUGUUCCCGCUGCUGGGCUGCUACGCCGUGUACAGCCUGCUGUACCUGGAGCACAAGGGCUGGUACUCCUGGGUGCUCAGCAUGCUCUACGGCUUCCUGCUCACCUUCGGGUUCAUCAUUUUUGUCCCCCAGGCUGUUCAUCAUUACAAGCUGCAUCCGUGGUCGCACCUGCCCGACCGCAUGCUCACCUACAAGGCCCUCAACACCUUCAUCGACGACCUGUUCGCCUUCGUCAUCAAGAUGCCCAUGAUGUACAGGAUAGGCUGCCUGAGGGACGACGUGGUGUUCUUCAUCUACCUGUACCAGCGCUGGAUUUACCGCGUGGACCCCACGCGCGUCAACGAAUUCGGCGGCACCGGCGAAGCCCCCGCGGCGCCGCCCCCCGAGCCCGCCCGCGACAAAAAAAACGAUUAAAAAAAAAAAAUUAAUAAUAACUAAUUAAUUAAAUAAUAAAAUAAAUAAAUACAUAAAUAAAUCCCCCCAUUCCCCCUCCCCCCCGGACGGAACGUUCCAGAACUUUCCAUCCCCCCCCACCCCCCCCACCACCACCCCGUGAUGGGGGAGGGGGCGGUGAGGGGGGGUUCCCAUUGGCCAGAUGGGAUUUUUGGGGGGAUUUUGGGUUUUUUGGGGUGUCACCUCCUGUCCCUUCCAUUCCCGGGUUCCCAUUGGCCAGAUGGGAUUUUUG